AUGCGAGAGGCAACAUUCCUCGCUGCCAAUCGCAGACUUGCUGCUCAACCCCACAUCGUCUCGAGAAUCGCCGGUAGAACCUGGAGAAACCCCUUAGCCGUCAGACCUCCUCAGUUCAAGAGGGGGCAAAGCACGGAGAGCACACCAGUUUCAACUGAGAGUGAGAAAAAGAGACGCGAUGAUACGGAGGUGUUUGGUAACAUGCUGAGUAAUCUGGAGCAAGGAGAGGGAUUACCCGAGGCAGGGGUUGUAAACCAACCACUAUCUACGGAGGAGGUGGUGAUGGUGGUAAAUGAAGAGGUGAUGGUGCCGAAGGCAGUGAUGAAUGAAGACGAGAUAGAAAGAGGCAUUCUGGCCUUAGAGACUUCUGAGGUAACUGCCAACGCAGAAACCUAUGAUGGAACCUCCAAUGUUGCAGUGGAGAAGGUUGCAGUGGAAGAGAUUGUGGUGGCUAAAGUUGCGAUGAAGGAGGUUGCAAUGGAGACGCAACCAGAAGUAGUUGAAGAGAAAAAGAAAAAGAAGAAAAGCAAAGGGAGAAAGGCUGGAGAGGCUGAUUCUUCUCAUCAUCGCAAGGAGAAAAAGAAUAAAGAAAAGAAGGAUGAUGACGAAGAUGAGGAAGCCAAGAAGGAAAUGAAGAAGAAAGAGAAGGAAGAAAGAAAAAUGCACCAGCGUGAAAAAAGGUCAGAUUUGCAUAAAGUAGAGGUUAAGGUUGAUGAUGAGGAUGUUGCCCUAAUUCUGUUGACAUCUUUGCCGCCGUCUUAUGAGACUUUCGUUGACUCGUAUAUUGGAGGGAAAGAAACUUUGACCUUAGAAGAUACAAAGUCCACGUUGCUUAUGAGAGAGGACCGUCAAAAUGCAGAAAGUUCAGUUACAAAAGGUUCUAGAUCAGAUGAUAUUUGUAACUACUGUAAAGAAAAGGGGCAUUGGAAAACUGAAUGUCCUAAGAUAAAAAGGAACCAGGAAAAGAAGGAAAAGAGUGACAAAAGGGAAACAUCCGCCUCUGUUGCACAAGUUGAGAUUGAUUCUGUAGAAGUCGAGAUCGAUUUUGAAGGAUAUCUAGCUUUAGUUGUGAAUGAACAGUCACAUUCUAAUGAUGUGUGGGUUCUUGAUUCUAGGGCAUCUUAUCAUAUGUGCCCAAAUAGAGAGUGA
This is a messenger RNA of Benincasa hispida (wax gourd), 1149 nucleotides long. The record is from RefSeq and is a predicted model, not a curated record. NCBI's taxonomy places the organism in Eukaryota, Viridiplantae, Streptophyta, Magnoliopsida, Cucurbitales, Cucurbitaceae.